GUAACUCGCCAGCAGUUGGUGGCGAGACAAGUUGCAACAGUUUAAGCGUGAUAAUUUUUCUUCUCGUUCAAGGACACCUCGUCCCAGUCGGGAAAAUGGCUACCAAUUCAAAUGUUUCGCUGUCGAUUUCUAUCGACAGACAAAAGGUUUUAGGGAAAGGGGCUUACGGAAUCGUUUACGAAGGGACGUGGAUGAACAGAAAAGUGGCCGUCAAGCGAAUUCAAAUCGAAAACGUUGAAAACAACAAAGGAGGAGAAGAAGCACUACAGGAAUUAGAUCAUCCAAAUGUCGUCAAACUUUAUCACGUUGAAAGCAACCACGAUUUCAGAAUUUAUGCGCUGGAAUUUUGCCAGGCAUCACUGGAUCAAAAAUUCUUGGAUGACAAGAAACCGGGAAAAUACCGUGGACUCAUGCCUCCCGAUGAAGAAGUUUGCCUCCAGUUGGCCCAGGGAAUGGAACACAUUCACGAAAAGGGAUUGAUCCAUCGAGAUCUCAAACCCGAAAACGUUCUCAUCUGGGUAGAUACCACUGGAGAAAAAGUCGUAAUGAAAUGGGCCGAUUUCGGACUUAGCAAACAAGUCAACCCAACAGGAAGUCAUUCCAUUAGUGGAAUGAGAGGAACCCACAACUGACAUUCCCCUGAAAUAUUGAAGAUAUUUGAUGAAGAAGGAAAUGGUGGUAAAACAACGACGACAACACCCGACAUUCGUCCAAGAGGAACCGUCAAGAGCGACGUUUUUAGCGCGGGACUCGUUUUCGGCUAUUAUCUAUUAGGCGGUGAUCAUCCUUUCGGUUCACCUAUCAAUGUUCUACCAAACAUUUUUAAAAAUGAGCCAGUCAAUAUGCCAA
Messenger RNA from Daphnia pulex (common water flea), 849 nucleotides. RefSeq names its product serine/threonine-protein kinase/endoribonuclease ire-1-like. The record is from RefSeq and is a predicted model, not a curated record. The transcript has 3 exons. Gene Ontology annotation, molecular function: protein serine/threonine kinase activity; ATP binding; RNA endonuclease activity. Gene Ontology annotation, biological process: IRE1-mediated unfolded protein response; protein phosphorylation; intrinsic apoptotic signaling pathway in response to endoplasmic reticulum stress. The coding region runs from base 96 to 632 and encodes 178 amino acids. Gene Ontology annotation, cellular component: IRE1-TRAF2-ASK1 complex. Lineage: Eukaryota; Metazoa; Arthropoda; Branchiopoda; Diplostraca; Daphniidae.